GCAGCGUCUCGGCGCGUCUGACACCGCGUCUCACAGGUCAGACGCGGCCCAGACGCGCCCAGACGCGGUUUCCCGUUGUUAUAGUGUCCCGCGCUGCUCGCUGCUGUUCGUGUCGCCGGCGGGCUACGGCGCAGUCGCCAACAGCCGGCCCGAGGUGGCGGAGCGCAGCGGGGCGGUGUUCUGCGGCGCGGUGCGGGAGGUGCUGCAGAUGUAUGGCGCGUACGAGUGCCAGGAGUACGAGUGCACCUUCAUGGUGUGCUGUCACACGCCGCGUGCUGCGGCCGAGCUUGCGCUGGCCCUCCAGCAGUGGUUGCUCGUGGCGGACUGGCCGUCCGACCUGCUGUCGGAGUUCGAGGCGGGCCGUGUUGUGCUGUCGGACACGACCGGCAGGCCGCUGCGCAGGGGCUUCCGUGCCAAGGUGGGCAUCUUCACGGGUGUGCCGCUGAGUGUGGUGCCGCACGCCACCACCGGGCGCGCCGACUACUUUGGCGCGCUGGUCAACCGCGCGGCGCGGCUCAUGGCGGGCGCCAAGGCCGGACAGAUCCUCAUGGACACCACCGCGGGACUGGAGGUGCUGCGCGAGUGGAGGCAGAUGAUGACGGCCGCAGCGGCAGGCCAGCAGCAGCGCACCCCCAGCGAGGCCCGCAGUCCUAUACCCGGCGGCAUGCCGCCGCCGGCAGGCCUGGGCAGCGGCGCGGAUGGGGGCGGUGGAGGCGGCGGCGGCAGGGCGCCGCGCUCUCGGCGCGGCUCGGUCGGGACGCUGACCACCACCACAUCCCAGAACAACACGCAGCAGCCGCUCGUGCUCACAGGCGCGAGCGCCGAGGGCACCACGCGGCCUGCGGCUGCGGUGAGCGGCAGCAGCAGCAGCAGCAGCAGCAGUGGCGGCGGCGCCGCCGCCGCCAGCGCGGCGCCGGCGCCGGCGCAGGGCCGCCGCGCGCCCCCUGCCAAGACUUUGUCCCUGUCCAUGAGCGCGAGCGGCCUGCCCACAGCAACUGCGCUUGCGGACAGCGGCUCCCAUGCGGGGCCGUUUGCUCCACUGGGCGGCCCCAGCGGCGCCUCGGUGUCUAGCCCGGGCGAGGCCCGCGUGCAGCCCCGGCUCGACAUCGGCGCUGCGUCGCUGGCGUCGGCGCCCGCGAGCGCCAGUGCCGGCUCCAACGUGCAGCUUGCGGCGGGUCCGCAGCUGCUGGCGCAUCCACAGCUGACCUCGGGUGACGGCGCCGCCGAAGUCGCGGCAGUGCCGGCGCCGGGGAGCCACGACGGGCACGGGUUCGGCGAAGGCCACGCAGGGGCAGGGGGCGAGGGCGUGCCGCUGUCGCAGCUGCGGGGAACCAUCGGAAUCCAGGCGCCCUCCCUCCAGUCGUCGCCGUCGCCGGCUACAGGGCCGUGUGUGCCGACUGGCCCGGCGUCCACUGCCGCGAACACGGUUGUCACCUCGCAUGCGGGACAGCCGCCGCCGGUGAACAAUCUGCCCAGCCUGGCAUGUCGGCCGCAGACGCCGGGCAGCGGCGGCCCUGGCGGCGGCGGUGGCGGUCGCAGCAUGGUCGCAGCGGCGGUGGGGCCGGUCUUGGCACCAGCGGCAGUGGCAAUUGCAGGGCGGGCACACUUGGUGCCGCUGACAGUUCAGGUGGUGGACUUGGGCGAGUACCGGCUCAAGGGGCUGGCGCGGCCGCAGCCCGUGAUGGCGCUGCAGCUGAAGCGCACCAUGCAGGGGCAGCCCGAGGACGCACUGGCAGCAGAGGACGCGCCGCUGCCGCCGCACUCGCCCGCCGCGGUGGCCGCAGGAGCCGGAGGAGCGGGAGGCGGGGGAGCCGCGGCGGCGGGAGGAGGAGGAGGGGCGGGGGCGGGAGGCGUGGGAGCAGGUGGCGGGGGAGGGGCGGGGGCGGGAGGCGUGGGAGGGGCUGGGACGGGGGCGGGGGCUUGCAAGGCGCAGCGUGUGCAGCGAGGUGCGGGGCUGCUGGAUGAGCUGCCUGUGGCGCUGCCGGUGCCGCUGGGAGAGGCCACGGCGGAUGUUGGCGAGAUGGGCGAGGUGGAGUAGAGGGCAGCGAAUGUGGGGCGGAGAGCGGUACGGUACUAGUCAACUCGACGCCCACACGCACCUACGGGAUGGAGGGGAGGGGAGGGGAGGGGCUUGGGAGUAGGCUAGCUAGGGUUUGGGCGAGGGCAAGGGCAAGAGUCUUUCGGAAUGAGCACUUGCAGCUGUUGCUGGCAGGCAAGUAGCCUCCUGGCGAGCGCUGGGGCGAUCUGGCGUGCGUGCAAAAAGUCGAUCCGGGUUCGCUCGGGUACUCGUGGUUGGACAAAAACAUCCGGGGCAAGAUAGAGCCGAAAAAGGGCAGGGACGGUUGGGGCAUCAAGACGGCAAGGACAGUUGGGGGGGCAUCGACUGUUAUUUUGUUUGCAUGUGGGCUAUUUUGAUGGACACCGUGACGGGAGCUGCGUGCUCAAGAAACACGCAAGGUGUUGGUCUGCAGGACAAGUUGGUAUCAUGAAUUUUGUGUCAUUGUGAUGCUAUCACUGUUGUAUGUUGUCUGCUGCAAACAUGUUGUAGAACCAUGCAGGGCGGUAACCAACGCCGCUGAUUGGUAUUCAACACCUUUUCUUACUUGAAACGGUACGCAUGGGACCCGCCUUAGGGCAUGGGGACAUGCGGGAUCACAACUGCGUGGAUGCGAAGGACACGACACCCGGCCAUAUGCAAGGAAUGAUGGUCCAGCACUUGACCAUAGUAGCUACGUUGCUAGUGCGGUACGGUAAAUGCGCAUGGGUAAAACCGUGGAUUGGGCAUUGUUCAAUGAUGGGGGUUUGCGUCUUUGCGACUGGGCAUGCAUACUGGUGCGCUCCCGGUGUGCUUGUCUGGCUUUGUGUGGUUUGACACUUGCGUGGAGAACUGGUUAUGCGGGCAGAACUGGUGUGCAGCCGUGCUACCGCAGGUGGCCAGGCGCUGAAGCGCACGCCAUCCUUUGUGGGGGUGGGGGAGAAAAUGGUAAGUCUUGAAUACCGUACACACUUGGGUCAGGGAUUCCGGGCUGUCCGUUGCGAUUACCUAACAGUGGGUCGGGUAGACAGGGAGAGACACGCUACGCUACUGAUUGCCGUAACGGUGCCACUUGAUACUGUUGAUAGAUUCUGCCCGUGUCGAGGUCGGGAACGAGCGUACGUUUCCUCAAUCACAUGAGUGUUGCCCUGCUGCUUCUGUCAUGCAUGCGGCUUCAUUCAUGGCGUGUGAGGCGAGUGCUGGGAGUGGAAGUGCAUGGUCCAGUGAAGACCUUGUACGGGCGAGGUGGCAAGACAUGAAGGGCAACCACUAACAGUUUUGCUGGGGGGUGCGAUGCAGCCGACAACACGGGUCGUUGACUCGGACAACUAAACAUGUGCGCAGGGUCAACCCAAACUCAACCCAAUGGGGUACAUACAGCACCUGUAACCAUCAAUGAAC
Chlamydomonas reinhardtii is the source of this 3436-nucleotide messenger RNA. RefSeq lists its product as uncharacterized. The transcript has 5 exons. NCBI's taxonomy places the organism in Eukaryota, Viridiplantae, Chlorophyta, Chlorophyceae, Chlamydomonadales, Chlamydomonadaceae. The record is from RefSeq and is a predicted model, not a curated record. Gene Ontology annotation, biological process: intracellular signal transduction; cyclic nucleotide biosynthetic process. The coding region runs from base 209 to 2038 and encodes 609 amino acids.